GCGCGCGCUGCUCAGGCAAGGAGGAGGGCCAGGGGCGCGCGGCGCGCGAGUCUGGGAUCGGAGCGCGCGGAGCUCGGGAGCCCGAGGAGGGAGAGAACCUCAAGGGGGCCGCGCCGGGACCGCCAAGAGCGCACGAGCCUCGCAGGCUGCAGGCCAGGGAAGCGGGAGCCACCCCCGCCGCCGCCGCCACCACCGGCCACCAAGGGCGGAGCUACGGCCCGGAGGGCCAUGCGCCACCGGGUCCGGGGAUCCCGGCCGCGGUCCGGGCAGCGCUCCUCCGGCGCCCCGGCCCGCACGGCCGAAGCUGCGCGCCUGUAGCCCGAGGCUGCCAUGGAACCAAAGCCAUGAAUGGUGCCACCCCAGGCUCGGCCGCCGCCCCCGCCCCAGUCCCCGACUGGCGGCAAUUCUGCGAGCUGCACGCGCAGGUGGCUGCUGUGGACUUCGCUCACAAGUUCUGCCGCUUCCUUCGGGACAACCCGACCUACGACACGCCUGACGCUGGGACCUCAUUCUCCCGCCACUUUACAGCCAAUUUCUUGGCCGUCUUUAGCGAGGAGGUACGCCGCGUGCUGGGGACAGCAGCUGACACUAUGGAACCCGAGCCUGUGGUGACCUCGGUGACAUCAGCGCUCAAGACUGCAACCUAUGGCCACUCCCGCAGCUCCGAAGAUGUGUCUGCCCACGCGGCUACCAAGGCGCGUGUCCGCAAGGGCUUCUCGCUGCGUAACAUGAGCCUGUGUGUAGUGGACGGAGUGCGCGACCUGUGGCACCGGCGCUCGUCCCCAGAGCCGGAGGCUGGGACCACCCCUAAGGCCUCCGAGUCUGCGUCCGAGCCUCGUGACAAGUGGACGCGACGCCUGCGGCUGGCACGAACCCUGGCAGCCAAAGUGGAGUUAGUGGACAUCCAGCGGGAGGGAGCCUUGCGCUUCAUGGUAGCAGACGACGCGGCCUCAGGUCCUGGGGGCACCGCGCAGUGGCAGAAAUGUCGCCUGCUCCUUCGAAGGGCUGUGGCUGGGGAGCGCUUCCGCCUGGAGUUCUUUGUGCCACCCAAGGCUUCCAGACCCAAGGUCAGCAUCCCCCUGUCGGCCAUCAUCGAGGUCCGAACCACCAUGCCCCUGGAAAUGCCUGAGAAGGACAACACAUUUGUGCUCAAGGUGGAGAACGGAGCAGAGUACAUUCUGGAAACGAUAGACUCGCUACAGAAGCACUCGUGGGUGGCUGACAUCCAGGGCUGUGUGGAUCCUGGGGACUCUGAGGAAGACACGGGGCUGUCUUGUGCACGGGGAAGCUGUCUGGCCAGCCGCGUGACCUCCUGCAGCUGUGAGCUCCUGACAGACGCAGACAUGUCCCGGCCCCCAGAGACGACGACAGCGGUGGGUGCUGUGGUCACAGCUCCACACGGCCGAGCUCGUGACACUGUGGGAGAGUCCCUGGCCCAUGUUCCCCUGGAGACUUUCCUGCAAACCCUGGAGUCUUCAGGUGGUGUCAGCGAGAAUAGUAACACAGGGGAUGAAGGAGCUGAGCUGGACCUCGAUGCUGAGGCUGAGCUGGAACUCUCUGACUACCCCUGGUUCCAUGGGACAUUGUCCCGGGUGAAGGCCGCCCAGCUGGUGCUGGCCGGUGGCCCCCGGAGCCACGGCCUCUUUGUGAUCCGCCAAAGUGAGACUCGGCCUGGAGAGUGUGUGCUGACCUUCAACUUCCAGGGCAAGGCCAAGCACCUCCGCCUUUCUCUGAAUGGUCACGGCCAGUGUCAUGUCCAGCACCUGUGGUUCCAGUCAGUGUUCGAUAUGCUUCGUCACUUCCACACCCACCCCAUUCCCCUGGAGUCAGGAGGAUCAGCUGAUAUCACCUUAAGAAGCUAUGUGCGUGCCCAGGGCCCGCCUCCUGAUCCAGGGCCAGCGCCCAGUACUGCGGCCCCGGUCCCGGCCUGCUGGACGGAGCCAGCUGGCCAGCACUACUUCUCCAGCCUGGCCACGGCCACCUGCCCACCCACUUCCCCCUCCAAUGGCGCUGGAGCUUCGUCGUCAUCUGGCUCCUCAUCCUCUGCCACGUCCAUGCCCCCACGCCCAGCCGAGGUGCCGCUCGGUGCACGCAGCCGCAGCAACAGCACAGAGCACCUGCUGGAGGCUGCAUCCGGAGCCACGGAGGAGCCCACGGACCCCACGCUGGGCCGCGCUCGUGCUGUGGAGAAUCAGUACUCCUUUUACUAGCUGUCAUGCCUUUUACCCACGGGUGUCACGCACAUCACAGCAGGCUAAGAACCUGUUGUCUGUCCUGCCUACCCACAGCCUGGCUAGUCCAUGAUGGUCAGCAACACCUAACGAAUGGCUAGAUAUACCUAUCCAUGGUCUAGCAUGGCCAAAACAGCUGGCCAGCCUAGCCACUUCAGACCCCAGGGGCCCAUUGUGACCAUGUGUGGCAGGCCAAGGCUAUAUCCACGGUCGAUCAAACCCACGAUAGCCCUCCAAUGAUUUCAGGCCCCACCCACUGGUGGUUGGCCACGCCCAUCAGCAGCUAUUUCUAUAAAGUCCAUCCGAUCCAUAACAGGCAGCUCACUGACAACUAGCCACAUUUGGUGACUUCAGGCCUUCGCCACUGAUGGUUGGUUACUCCUACAGUGGCAUGGCCUACCCACUGGCUGCCUGCUUCGCUCAAGGGGCAGCAAGCCACGUCUAUCAAGUCCAUGAAGGCCUACCCACUGAUUCCUAACAACCUCAGGCCCUGGCCACCAGUUUUGGGUCACAUACUCCAAUAGCCUGACCAGGCUGUGGUCCACCUAGCCUAGGACAGCCCGCCAAGCCCACCAGCCCCAGCCUAAUGCUGGGGGGAAAAAGCCAAGCUCUUCAGUGAAGACAAACAUUAUUAAAGAGCCUGUUUUAGGGACUACC
Messenger RNA from Mastomys coucha (southern multimammate mouse), 2888 nucleotides. RefSeq names its product SH2B adaptor protein 2 (gene Sh2b2). The coding region runs from base 345 to 2210 and encodes 621 amino acids. Gene Ontology annotation, molecular function: transmembrane receptor protein tyrosine kinase adaptor activity. Lineage: Eukaryota; Metazoa; Chordata; Mammalia; Rodentia; Muridae. Gene Ontology annotation, cellular component: plasma membrane. The record is from RefSeq and is a predicted model, not a curated record. The transcript has 9 exons. Gene Ontology annotation, biological process: antigen receptor-mediated signaling pathway; intracellular signal transduction.